AAACUCUAGAGGCCACAUCUUAAUGAAAACUUGAUCUGAUCUUUAGGUCAAUAGGUCAGGUGAGCGAUACAGGGCCUUCAGGGUCCUCUUGUUUUUUAAUAAUUUUGAACGCAAUGAUCGGUCGGCAGAUCCAAAAACAAUUUGUUACAUUCUAGUUGUGUUGUCAUUCGCUGAUUAUUCUAGAUAAAGGACCCGAAACAGACUGUAUGCUUUAGGAUACUUUUUUAAAAAAAUAAGGACAAAGCACAGCAGCAAAUGUUUCAGUCAGAAGUAAAUAAAAGUCUGCCUAAAAUUGAAAAUAUAAAUCGGCCGGAACAAGAUAAAUUUGACAUGCGACAUCAAUCGGCCAAAUCGUCGUCUUCUCGCUUAGCUUCAUACAAGUCUGAUCUGGAAGCCAAUGUAGAUUUAGAAGUGAUCCAGCAGGAACAGCAGUCAGCUAUGCAGCAGAGAUUCCCGCGAACAGUUCAAGACAAAACGACACGGAGUGGAUGUUCCUCAGAUGUAUCAAGUACGUCAACUGAAUCGGAAUCAAUAACAGCAACGGCAGACCAGCAGGAAUUACCAGGGGUUUUGAAACGCCCGAAACCAUCUACUGGACGUGCUCUUAAGAGAUCACUUUCGUUAAAUCCAAGUAACUUAUCAGCGGCUGCGGCACUGUCUAGUAAAAAUCGACGGGCCUCGCAGUUAUCAUUUUUACGAAAUCAGCAAAUACUGGAAGACACUUUUGAAGAAUUACCGACGUCGAAAGGAAAUAUGUCUGCUUCAGCUACGUCCCCUAACAGUACACGCGAUUUAAACCAGUCAAACCCCAACAGUGCUUCGGAAGGACCCACAUGCGAACAACCUGGUUCUAGAAAAAACUCAAUAGCUGGAUCGGAAAAGAAUCUAUGGGGAAGGAGGAAGAUUUCAGUCCACAACAUGAUGGAUUUUUCUCUUAUGAUAGCCAAUAUUGCUCAACUAAGAGCUCUCCUGACAUCUGAAGGAAGCAAAUACAAAAACUUUAUACUCAGUUGUAUAAUCAUAUCUAUGACUUUUCAAAUUAUGUUUGCAAUCUGUAUGAUAAGACGUCAAAACAUGAACGAGCACAUAAAUCAAGCGCUGAACAGCGAUGAAAUCAAUGAAGAAGAGGAGGAAAGAAUAAGAAACAGAAGAAGGUUAAUAAGAGUCCUCGACGAAAUUGGAAAUUAUCUGGUUCUUUUUAUACUCGUUGCAAAUGGACUCAUAACUGGAUUCGGAUUCUUAAACUGAUCUUUUGAAUUCCUUGAAAUACUGCAACAAAGCUUGUUUGAUAGAAAUAACACCCACAAAUGUAUGUCUUUGAAUGUAACUGAUAAUACCCGCAUAAAAUCAUUCAUUACAAAUGGAAAUACUUUGACCACAAAGCUUAACAUUAUAUUCAGAAAAAUGCAAAUUCACAUACUCGCUAGACUACUAGGCAUAGACAACGAUUUUAGAUAACAAAUAGCCUCAGUUACGUUAUCUAUUGAAUAAAAUGUAGUUUUAUACUGAUCUGUUGCUGUGUCGAACUUUUGCCGCUAUAUCGCUAUGAUGAUAAAUGUUCAGAUCAUGGCUCUGACAUAAAUAAUGUGUCCUUUAUACUAUUUUUACAUUGUUUUCCAGCGUCGGUCUAUAACGACUGGUAGCAAUAUAGUAUCUCAAGGAACUGUGUCAAUAAUCACGUUUAAUAAAAUUGGAAUAUUAUCAAUUGACACGUAUCUAUAUAUUAUAUGAAGUUUAGCAUUUUUAGGAAAUACAUAGAUAUAUAUUUUUUAAACCACAAUUAUAUCAAUUAUACUUAUUAUAGAAAGAGGCGUUUUCUACUCAGCGUUAUCAUAUUUCCUCCUUUGGGAUCAAAGAGUCCAUUAAAUUUAUACAAUAUAUUACCGUCUACGCAUAUGCUGCAGGACAUAUGAGAUUCCACCUAUUUCGUUACAUCUCACGAAAAGACUCUAUUAAACCGAGUCCGUGAUCGAGUGAUUGUCACUGACUUCGACGUUGACUGGGGUCAGCAAUUUUUAAUAAAGCAAAGGAAACCAACCGCUAGCUUCUGGAUUCUUGCAAAAAGCAGGAUGGAGUAAUGUUUCUUGCUGAACAGAGUCAGCUUUUGAUGGUGAAUACGUGUUGCAAAUUUUAAAACAAUAGCUUUGAUAGUUUAGGAGAAACUUUGACCUAAACGCAAAACUUAACCAAGAAAUCUGAUAUUUUCUAAGUCCAAAGUGGGCCAUAAUUCUUGCAAAAAGCAGGAUGGAGUAAUGUUUCUUGCUGAACAGAGUCAGCUUUUGAUGGUGAAUACGUGUUGCAAAUUUUAAAACAAUAGCUUUGAUAGUUUAGGAGAAACUUUGACCUAAACGCAAAACUUAACCAAGAAAUCUGAUAUUUUGUAAGUCCCAAAGGGGCCAUAAUUCUUGAAAAAAGCAGGAUCAGGUUAUGUCUCUUGCUUUAGAGAGUCAGCUAUGGAUGGUGAAAGAAGUGCUGCAAGUUGUAAAGCAAUAGCUUUGAUAAAUUUAAGAGAAAAGCUGACCUAAACAUAAACCUUAACCAGGCAACGUCGACGUCGACGCAGACGCCGAUCAAGUGAUGACAAUAACCCAUCUUUUUUUUCUCAAAAAAAAUCAGAUGAGCUAAAACUGCAAAUAAAACGGAAACUCAUCAAAUACUGAAACAGCGCAAAUAAACUAAAUUGACGCAGAGCGAUGUUGGUUUAUCUGUCUUUCUGUCUGUCUCAACGUUACUUAUUUUAGAAGAAAUAUUCCUUUUGGGGGCUAUUAUUCCUUGUAAAGCAUUUCUAGCAUGUGAAACGAAUGUGUAGAAAAAAGAACAAAGAUAGUUUUUGUCUUGUAUAUUCUAUUAUAAGGUACCAGAUACCAUUCUGAUUUGAAAGAAAACACUCUGGAUAUCAAAAUUCAAUCAAGUGUUCUUUAAUAUAGUGCUCAAAUUAACAACCGUAGGCUGUGCCUUAUGUUCCACGGAAAAAAUAUAAAAAAAAACGUUGUGUACAUUUGCGAGAGUUGGACAGAACCAAUCCAAGACAAAAAACCUUUCAAGUUGGACGAAACCACCCUUCCCCCCGUUGAAAUAUCAAAACUCCAGUUAGAAAAGAAAUAUUAUGAUAUUUUAUAUGUAAUAAUAACAUAAUAAUCGUAAAGAAUUACACCAUAUCAGAUAUAUUUGCUUUUUAUUUCUGAACACAUAAAACGA
This is a messenger RNA of Mercenaria mercenaria, 3198 nucleotides long. RefSeq lists its product as uncharacterized. The transcript is spliced from 2 exons. Gene Ontology annotation, biological process: cell adhesion; tissue regeneration. Gene Ontology annotation, cellular component: membrane. The coding region runs from base 256 to 1248 and encodes 330 amino acids. Lineage: Eukaryota; Metazoa; Mollusca; Bivalvia; Venerida; Veneridae. The record is from RefSeq and is a predicted model, not a curated record.